AUACUCCUACGCCCUUACCAGGCACUCAUCGGGUUGAGACUGUCCUACGGCUGCGAAGUAUACACGUCGGCAACAACCGCCCGCCUCCGCACACUAGACGCAGUCCAUCAUGCGGCAGUUAGACUGUCAACUGGUGCCUUUAAAUCAAGAGAAAUGAGAGAGGACAUCUAGCUCAUAAUACAACCAGGCAACUUAGAAGUAAGUAUAGGGGAGUAACAGAGCACGGGCUAAGAAUCUUCUAUACUAACAGCAGGAGCCUCAGAAACAAAAUAGACUUACUAAGGGGUGAAGCUUGUUCAGAAAAUUUUGACAUAAUAGCGAUCACUGAGACAUGGAUAGACACUGCCAAUAGAAAUUUUAGAUCGGAAUUUGAAAUAACGGGUUAUCAGAUGUUUCACAAAAACAGAAGGGGCAGAAAGGGAGGUGGAGUUGCGCUAUAUGUUAAAGACUCACUUAAAUGUUUAGUUAACAAUUCAGUCAAAACUAACAUGGAUUCAGAAUCAGUUUGGGUGGACGUUUACAAAGGGAAAGAAAAACUAACUCUAGGAGUUCUGUACAGGCCACCCAACCUUAACAGGCAGGACACGAGUAUAUUACUACAGGAGAUUGGCAGGACGAGUAGGAGUAAAAAUGUCAGCGUAAUGGGGGACUUUAAUUAUAGGAAUACAGACUGGGAAGACCCAGUGGGUGACCUGGAAGCCGAGGUAUCGGGAACCAGAAAACGAACAAACAAGAGGAAUAGCCAUAACAGUACAGAGUAAACCUCUGACAGGACAAACACUAACAAGUAGGGUGACUGAUAUAUAACUGUGUAAACAUCUCAUAGGACAAACACUAACAAGGGGGGAAACAACGAGGACAAAGGAAAACAGAUACCCAGAGAGGAAUGAGAGAUAUACAACUGUGUAAACAUCUGACAGGACAAACACUAACAAGAAGGGUGACAUAUAUAACAGUGUAAACAUCUCAAGUACAAAAGAGGGGAAACAACGAGGGUAAAGGAAAACAGAUACCCAGACUCAGAUACAGAAAACGGAUACCCAGUAGGCGUGGUCAGAAAGUGUGAGUGAACAACCAUUGAAAAAGACUCUGACCCGUGACGUCAGUCGUGGCGAUAUGUUAUGAGCCAAUAAUUUAACAGGAAAAUCACUGUGGGAGUGUCUUAAGACUGACUCACGAAUAGCAGGAGAAGUAAAACAAUACAACAUAAUGAGCGAGCAGAUGGGUGUGACAGGAAGUAUUGGCCACUGGUUAUGUAGAAAAUUAAGGGCGUGUCAAGGAUGUAAGUCCGCCUCAAGCAAAGAAAAAUGUGGCCUAGAAAUCAGUGGUAUGGGUAGACCGAGCUUGGUUCUCGCCUCAAGCAGACCUGCUACUCACUCAGCCGAGAAUGGCUGUUGUGAUCUUAAUCGUGAGUAGAAAUUCGAGAAUCUAAGGGAAACCGACUGUAUUGUCCUGGAGAUUAUAAUGUAGGAGAUGUGAAGUAGGAUUGUGAGUGGGACAGGAUUGUGAUUAUUUGUUUGCGAUGUAAAGCAAAGGUAAAACCACUGGGUGUGGUAUAAUUUGGUGUUUCCAUGACUUGUAGUAGAUUAUACUAUAGGAAUGUGGUAUUAGGAUUUUGUGAAGAGAGUACAUAAUGAUUGUGAUGUAAGCAGAGAGAUACAAACCACUGCUUGUGGAACGACGAGUGUUAUUAUUAUUGGCAACAACUGAGCACAUAUUGUAGUAUUAUGUUUAAGACAUGUCGUUUGUCAUAUGUUGCAUCCAUUGCUGAAUAUGCCAGUGUUAUGAUCGUCUGAGCAUAGAAUAUUGCGUAAGGCAAUUACUUUCAUUUAAUUUUAAAUAAAUGUAUAUUUUCUUUUUCCCUUGUUUAUCCCCGAACUCCAGUCUCCAAUAACAACUUAAGCCGGAUCACGCUACCAGGGAUACGAGACGGUGAUAUCAUUUAUUGAGUAAUUAAUGAGUGAUAAAAGAGUUGAUUUAAUACAAGAAAAGAAGGGUCCAAAAGAGGAUUUUCUUGAAGUUAUACAAGAUAAUUUCCUUAAGCAGGUAGUUACUGAGCCUACCAGAGGAGAUAAUAUAUUAGACUUAGUCCUAACCAAUAAUGGAAACUUGCUACAUGAGCUGGAGGUGGGCGGAGAGUUAGGAAAUAGUGACACAGAACGGUUCGUUUUAGCUUAGACUGGGCGGUAACCCGCGAACCAAACCCAGUGUUAGUGCCAGAUUUUAAAAGAGCAAAUUACGAGGGGCUUCGGAGACAUCUUGAAGGGGUAAACUGGGAUAAUUUAGGGAUUCAUGAGGUCCAGAACUGUGAGUUGGAGAGCCAGGAGAACCAGGUAGAAAUGUAUUACAAUAAUUUAGUUAGAGUAAUAGUAGAGGGGCAAGGACAGCAUAUACCACAGCGAACACUUUGAAAAGAAAACAAUGACCCCAAGUGGAUGACUCGUGGACUAAAACACGAGAUAGGGUUAAAGAUUUUAGUAAAGCGUUUGACAAUAAUAAUAAUAAUAAUAAUAAUAAUAAUAAUAAUAAUAAUAAUAAUAACAAUAAUAAUAAUAAUAAUAAUAAUAAUAAUAAUAAUAAUAAUAAUAAUAAUAAUAAACUUUAUUUCCACUAAAAAGUGGUCAUACUAAACAUCUAAAUAGACAUGGUAGAUUAAAGUUUUUUUUUUUUUUUUUUUUUUUUUUUACGUCGCGGCCUAUAGCGCCGGUAGGCUUCUUCCCGGUGGGGCCUGAUGGUCGGCCCAAGGCUUCUUCCCGGUGGGUUCUGAUGGUCGGCCCAGCCCGUUCUGGCGCAGGCGAGUGUUUAUAGUGGCGCCAUCUUGCAUUGGCUCAUGCUGCCCUCCCGGAGCUCAUCUUUAAUCCUAGAAUCUAGAGUCCGGGGCCCGGAUUCAUCAAUCUUACCAACCACGCCUCUGGUAUCUCUCACAUUUACCGGAGCGCUACCAGAGCUGCGGCAUCUUUCAAACACGGCAUUCAUCAACGGUAUGGUAACGCUCCGGUAACUCGCACCCUAGCGACGAUUGGUUGGGCUGGAUAGCCAAUCACGUGCGACCUUUGAUGCUGUAUUUCAGCUUUCACGUGUCGUUUGUUUACUAAUACACAGACUUCAGAAUCAAGACAUGUGUAUUGUACAGGCGUAAAUACUGCCUUAAAACAAAUAAUUAGCGUGGUGAUCCCUCAGUUAGAUGCGUUUCUUACGAAUGAAUGCACGUUACUUGUAUAUUUAUUAUUGAAAUAAAAAUAUACUCGCUUAUGUAGCGUAGCAAUAUUCUGAACAUUUUUGUAUAUUACCUACAUAGUUUUCCGUCGCCAACGCCAGCUGCGUGCCUCGCUAUCACAAGAUUGGGUAUUAUUCUCAUGUUUGCCCAUACUCACCCCUCGCAACCAAAACUGGCUAGGGGGCCAUUGUCAUCAUGCCUCACUGGUGCAGCCAAGCAAUGGGUGUGGGCGUGGGAAGUUGUGGCUGCUGAGGUGAAUGGCGUGAUCGAGUGGCUUCGUGAGUAGUGUGGAGGAGGUCAGAGCAAAAUUUUACGACAUUAAACUCCACAGCAAUAUUGGAGACUUGAGACGGGAGGUGACUGUCACAGACAGAACAUUAUUCCCUCUGCAGUGUUUUAACAAGUAGGGAAAAGUCAUGUGGGUGGACAGUUCCACAGACUUACAUACUAUAGAGUGCGGCCUGCAAGUGAAGCCGGCCUGAGGCCGUGCACGGGUCUGCCCAGUUCAUCCCAAACCGACGACUUCACACACCUCACUCCCACCCCGUUUCCUGACCCCAACAUUCAUUUUUGAGAAAAAUGGAGACCACCAUCAUCUUCUUGAGAAAAUUGUGCAUCACACUAGCAUAAAAUUGUAACAAUAAUGUGUAAAUACACAUACGAAAAUCAAAGUUAAAUGAAUAGGGAGUACACAUUUUCUUGCAUUUAUUUAUCUUCAACUCCUUCGUACUCAGCUGGUUUUCGUUACAUCGCUUCUAUAAGCCCAGAUCCUAAAUCUGCAUGCUUUUCUGCUUCUGAUGGUGUAGGGCACGUCACGAGGUAUAAAAUACAUUGGCUCAAAAUCGCCUCCGAACAUGAGCCGCGGCAGUGUCUAAGCACUUACUACGCCUGCGGUAACUCAGUUACGGGUCCUCGGAGCCGCGGUAACUUUUGGCCUUACCACAGCUCCGGUAAGUGGUUGAUGAAUGCCGAUUUACCGGGUGGGCGGAGAUACCGCGAGACUUACCAGACAGAGGUCCGGUAAAUGGUUUGAUGAAUCCCGCCCCGGGUUGAUAGGUGGUCUUCUGGACAGCAUGUGGGUAGUUUUAAGCCACUCGGCGGCGGCUGAAAAAUCCCAGCUAGGUGGCACCGGGCGGGGAUUGAACUUGCGUCCUCCUGAACGCGGCGCUGUUACUCUGUCGAUUCAGCCACCGCCUCCCCGAGGCGGUGUAUAUAAAUAUGUAUAUAAAUAUACAUGGUGGAUUAUACAUCUAAAUAUACAUGAUAGAAUAUACAUAAGGCAGUGGAGUAGACAAUACAUUCAUACAGAGGUCAACAGCUUCUUUUUAAGAUUUGAUUUUAAUGUGGUCAGAUUAUGAGUCUUUUAUUUCAUUCGGUAGUUGGCUCCAUAAUUUAGGACCUAAUACAUGAAAGGAUCUUGCACCUGUGUCGGUGUUGGAUCUCGGGACGUACAGAUUGUUUUGUUGUCUUGUUGUUGAGUCUGUCAUAUAGUUAACAGUUGGGAGAGAGAGGAUGUGGUCUGGGUAAUCUUUUAUUUUCUGCUUAAACACUUUUGUUAUGAGGUUAAAGGUGAUUAGGUCUUUGAUUUUAAGCCAUUGCAAAUCUUUAAAUAAUGGAGUGACAUGAUCGUAUUUCCUGGCUUUCCCAUCUGCUUCUUUUAUUGCAAAGUUUUGUAGUUUUUGCACUUUGUUUAUUAAAGUUGAGUUUGUUGUCCCCCAUACUGUGAUGCCGUAUUUUAUGAUGCUUAAUACCAAAGUCUGUAUAACCAUUAUGCGUGUUUCUUUGUUGAAAAGAUCUUUGUGUCUGUUAAUGAAAUUUAAAGUUCCCAUUGUCUUCCUAGUCAUUUCAUUUAUGUGUCUGUCGAAGGUCAUGUGUGAAUCCAGAUGUAAGCCAAGUUUUUUUAACAUGGAAGAGGGGUUGUAUAACGCCAUCUGCACAUCUGAUGGUGGCGUUAUUAGGGAUGUGUGCCAGGAGUUGGCGUGUGCCUAGGAAGAUACAUUGUGUCUUAUUGAUGUUUAGCUGAAGGCCGUUCUGUAGAAAAUAGGUUCUUAUUUGUUUCAAAGUGAUCUCAGUUUUAUUAAUUAAAGUAUUUAUUUCGUUGAUAUUACCGCUGUGGAGGAACUGUGUGUCGUCGGCGUAUUGUACAAGAAGGCAGUUAUUAAUAUAGGUAGAUGUGUCAUUUACAUGGAUAUUGAAUAAUGUUGGGCCUAGUAUUGAACCUUGGGGGACUCCAAAGGCUACUGAUUUCUUGGAUGAGACGAUGUCUUUAAUGCGGACUGACUGUGACCUGUCAUCGAGGUAAUUGUCAAACCAGUAGGUGUCAACAUUAAUCUGUUGAAGUUUUCGGAGUAAGAUGGUGUGGCUGACACUGACGAAGGCUUUAGAAAGGUCGCAGAGUGUUAAAAGUGAUAUUUGUUUGUUAUCUAUAUUAUCAUAAAUUUUAUUGGUAAUGACUUGCAGCGCUGUCUCUGUAGAGAGUUUAGGUCUAAAGCCGUGUUGGGUUGGAGAGAGAAGUUUGUCACGUUCCAGGAAUGACAUUAAUUGAUUGGCAACUAACUUUUUCUAAUAUUUUUGAAAAAAAUUGGAAGUAGAGAGAUGGGACGAUAAUUUCCUAUUUCGUCUGGGUUUCCGUUUUUAUACAGUGGGGUGACAACAGCGUUUUUCCAGGAGGCAGGAAAAAUGCCUGUGACGAUUGAGGUAUUUAUGAUGGUUGUGAGGUAGAAGAUGAUAACUAUAAGUGAGUCUUUGAUAAACCUUAGGGAAAUGUUAUCACAACCAAACGAUUUAGUAUUUUGAAGCUGUUUUACAGUUAAGAUGACUGUGUUCUGGUCUACUGGGUGAGGUCUGAAAAGCACGAGAUUGGUGGGGGUAGAAGGCACGACCGGGAAAGAGAUUUAGGGGUCUUAGUGAGCUCUGAUCUCCGUCCAAGGGCACAAUGCAUUCAAGCUAGAAAUCGAGCAAAUAGGGUACUGGGAUUUAUUUCAAGGAGCGUAAGCAAUAGAAGCGCCGAAGUCUUCCUCAAACUAUAUUUAGCAUUAGUUAGACCUCAUCUUGACUAUGCGGUUCAGUUCUGGUCACCUUAUUAUAGAAUGGUUAUCAAAAUGUUAGAAUCAGUGCAGAGGAGGAUGACUAAGAUGAUUCAGGGGUUCAGAAACUUGCCAUACGAGGAAAGACUCAAACAGUUAAACUUGCAUUCUCUAGAAAGGCGAAGGGUGCGUGGAGACAUGAUCGAGGUUUAUAAAUGGAUGAAGGGCUUUAAUAAGGGAGAUAUUCAUAAGGGUUUGUUGGUAAGAAAACCGGGUAGGACAUGAAGUAAUGGGUUUAAACUGGAUAAAUUCAGAUUCAACAGGGACAUAGGCAAAAAUUAGUUUACUAACAGGGUUGUGGAUGAGUGGAAUAGGCUUAGCAGUCAUGUGGUGAGCGCCAAUACAAUUGUCACAUUCAAAAAUAGAUUAGAUAAAUUCAUGGACAGCGAUAUUAGGUGGGGUUAGAUACACGGGAGCUUAGGGUCAAAGGAGCUGCCUUGUAUAGGCCUACCGGCCUCUUGCAGACUCCAACGUUCUUAUGUUCUUAAGUCUCUUAGUUGACGCAGGAGUGCCAUCCUUAGACCUUCAGAGAGAUGGACUUCUGAUUACGUACUGGUACAGACUACAACGCCAACCUAACAACCCUGCCUACACUGUUGCCAUAGACACAACUGUAGAUAUACAAUACAGAAACAAACCUCUUCUACCUCGCCCCUUUCGUCUCCGUGUCCGGAAUGUCAUUGGGGACCUCUUACUACCAAACUUCCCUAUAGCAGUAUAUCAGGUACCUCCCAUCGCACCGUGGGAGUUCCCAAACACACAUUUCUGCCGGUACUUUAACUUUACCAAAGAAAGCAUCUCGACAUCAACUGCUCGACAGUUGUUUCUGUCCCACACAGCUAGUCACGCCACGUCUGUACCAGUAUACACGGACGGCUCCAAAUCCGAUGCUGGCGUUGGAUUUGGAGCUGUCUUUCCAGACUUUUCCCGUUCUGGAACUUUGCCUGCUAUUGCCUCAAUUUUUACCGCAGAACUAUCUGCCCUUCUUUUAGCAAUUCGCACCAUCUUCACUUUACGUGUUGAUACUCUUACUGUCUACUGUGACUCUCAGGCAGCCCUGUCUACAAUAGAAGAUUUUAGGAGUACCCACCCUAUCGUUCUAGGUAUUUUUAGCUGGCUAGUAUUAACAAAAAGGCGUGGGCAUCAGGUGACCUUCUGUUGGGUACCUGCCCACGUCUCUGUGCGUGGUAAUGAGAAGGCCGAUGAGGUGGCGCGGGCCGCUGCUUCUCGUCCUCCCUCACAGUGCGCUCU
Molecule: messenger RNA, 7554 nt
Organism: Eriocheir sinensis (Chinese mitten crab)
Lineage: Eukaryota; Metazoa; Arthropoda; Malacostraca; Decapoda; Varunidae
Biological process (GO): DNA replication, removal of RNA primer
Molecular function (GO): nucleic acid binding; RNA-DNA hybrid ribonuclease activity
Source: RefSeq, a predicted model, not a curated record